This is a messenger RNA of Baudoinia panamericana UAMH 10762, 690 nucleotides long. RefSeq lists its product as uncharacterized. The coding region runs from base 1 to 690 and encodes 229 amino acids. NCBI's taxonomy places the organism in Eukaryota, Fungi, Ascomycota, Dothideomycetes, Mycosphaerellales, Teratosphaeriaceae. The record is from RefSeq and is a predicted model, not a curated record. The transcript is spliced from 3 exons.
AUGUCCGGCUACGGUAACGAAGGCUACGGCCAGCAAGGCGGGUACCAGCAGGGUGGCUACAACCAACAGCAAGGCUACCCGCCUCAAGGCCAGGGCCAAGGCCAAGGGUACGGCAGUGAGCAAGGAUACGGAGGCUAUCCUCAACAACAGCAAGGCUAUGGUGCUCCACCUGCUCCUAGCUAUGCUCAGGACUACCAGCAGCAAAGCUCCUUCGGCCCACCGCAGCAGGGCGGCUUUCAGCACGGUCAUCAGCAGCCCUACCCUGAGCAAGGCCAAGGCCAAGGGCAAGGCCAAUACGGUCAGGGCCACCAGCAGCAGGACUACAACCAAGGUGGCGCCUGGGGCCAAGGCCCGCCACCGUCAGGCGACCCAAGUAACCCCUACGGCUACGAUCGCGACCCAGCCGACCCAAACAACCCGCAAGAGGGCGAGCGUGGCUUCGGCGGUGCAGUCGCAGGCGCUCUAGCUGGUGGCUUCGGUGGUCACAAGAUGGGCGGUCAUGGCAUUAUCGGUGCUCUUGCCGGUGCAUUCAUGGGCAGCAAGGCGGAGGAUGCCUGGAAGGAUCACAGACAGCACGAGCAGCAGCAACAGUACGGCGGGUACGAUCAAAGCUCGUAUGGAGGUAGCCAGUACGGCGGCUCCGGAUCGGGUCACCAUCACCAUCACCACAAGCGCGAAGGCGAGUACUAG